Molecule: messenger RNA, 3817 nt
Organism: Trichechus manatus latirostris (Florida manatee)
Lineage: Eukaryota; Metazoa; Chordata; Mammalia; Sirenia; Trichechidae
Gene: JOSD1
Product: Josephin domain containing 1
Exons: 4
Coding region: 863-1471 (202 amino acids)
Biological process (GO): protein deubiquitination
Molecular function (GO): cysteine-type deubiquitinase activity
Source: RefSeq, a predicted model, not a curated record
ACGUGACGGGUAGGGAAGCUGGGUGGGGACGGCGAGCGGGGGCCGUCCCUUCGCGCCCCGGCCCAGAGGGCGAGGCGAAUUGUCCGGCCCCACCCCUCGCGGGCCUGCCCGCCGCGGCGUGGGACCUUACUUCACGCAGGGGCCCGACCUCCCGCGCCGCUUCCCCGGCCAGCUUAGCCCUAGGCGGCGCCAUGGACCGCCGGUGCUGACUGGAGUUGUCUCCUCCCCAGGGCCUCGGCGAGGGGCGAGAGUUCACGCUUUCCGACGGAGCCGCGCCCGCCUCGGCCUCCGCCUUGCGCCCGCGGAGAUGGAGAGCCGCACCCGAUGCCCCAGCGCGGCCCGCGACCCCACGCUGGCCGACCCCCGCUAACUGCUCGGAUUUGGCGUUUUAUCCACCACCUAGGCCUUGCCUGCUAGGUCAGUGGUGUUGUGGUUCGAAAGAAAUGGAAGAAAAGGAGCGAUGUGACCGAUUCCGUUCAGUCCGCUUGCUUUGAGGCCUGGUUGGCAUUUGCAGAGAGGAAAACAACAAGAAAAUCGUGGUUUUUGAAGGGGAGUGGGAGGGUAACGUGGCAGAAGAGAAACAAAGUCUUAGAUUUUAUAUGAUUUUUUUUUGAAGUCUGCAUUUUGGCAGUGGUAGCGAAAUAAACUAAUCCAAGAGUUAUUUUUCCAUUGAGAAGAGACAAAUGGAUUUUUUUUUCUUUUGAUUCCAACCUUUUCUCCCAGUGACAAAGCAUAAAUCACGGGCACUAGAGAAUAAGGUGGACCUCAGGAACCCUGAAAAGACUGAGAAGAUUACAUUCUUCCUCAGGAGGGGAGGGUGGGGGUGUUUUUAGCCCUCUCUGGAACCUAAAACGAAAAAAACAUGAGUUGCGUGCCAUGGAAAGGAGACAAGGCCAAAUCUGAAUCAUUGGAGCUGCCCCAGGCGGCACCCCCACAAAUCUACCAUGAGAAACAGCGCAGGGAGCUUUGUGCCCUCCAUGCCCUCAACAACGUCUUCCAGGACGGCAAUGCCUUCACCCGGGAAACGCUGCAAGAAAUAUUCCAGAGGUUGUCUCCAAACACCAUGGUGACACCUCACAAGAAGAGCAUGCUGGGAAAUGGGAACUACGAUGUGAAUGUCAUCAUGGCGGCCCUUCAAACCAAAGGCUAUGAAGCUGUUUGGUGGGACAAGCGCAGGGAUGUCGGUGUCAUUGCUCUCACUAACGUCAUGGGCUUCAUCAUGAAUCUGCCCUCCAGCCUGUGCUGGGGCCCAUUGAAGUUGCCUCUCAAAAGGCAGCACUGGAUCUGUGUGCGAGAGGUGGGAGGUGCCUACUACAACCUCGACUCCAAACUCAAGAUGCCUGAGUGGAUUGGAGGCGAGAGCGAGCUCAGGAAAUUUCUAAAACAUCAUUUGCGAGGAAAGAACUGUGAACUCCUGCUGGUGGUACCAGAAGAAGUGGAAGCCCAUCAGAGCUGGAGGGCUGAUGUGUAAUGCAGUUCUGCCCAACCUUCCCCUCACCUCAACCCCUCAAGCCUCUGUGAUGUGCUGUGGCCUACACAGUGGGCCUGUCCUUGCCACUUCCCCAAACAUCUCGUUGGGAUUUUCCCCUCAGAUUUGACAGUGCAAUAGGACAGAUGUGUGGACUGUUAGAAGAACAACCACCAGCGUUACUUGUUCGUGGGAAAGGAAGAUAGGAGCUCUGUGUGCUUAGGGCAAGCCAUCGAAGACCGUUGGUUUCAAGAGAGAGGAAGAAAGGUGGGUCCUAGUUUAUUUUCCCCUUUCCUGUGAGGACUUGACACAGGUUCUGCUGGAGUUAAUCAUUGCUGCUCCAGGCUUACCUGGAGAUGCUGCCUCCACUUUCCCUUUCCUGGCAAACCAAUGGGUCUGAAGACAUAGUACAUGCAAAGCCCAUGUGACUGGCCUGAAGGACCUAGAGCAUUGGGGUCUCUCAGGAAACCAUCUCUAAAACCCUAGCCGCGGUACAGCGUGCUGUCUCCAACCCUUAAUGCCACCCCUUUUUAUCCCUUAAUGGGACCCCCAUGUUUAAGGGUGGUUUGUGGCCAUCUUUGGAGUUUUAUAAUGAUAAGUCCUCUAAUAUUCUAAGCCGGGUGGUUGAAUCCUGCAAUAUUCCAGCUUGACGGGUAAGAUAGAUACCUAAGAGGACAUGGCUAAAGCCAAACUGGGGCAGGCAUGGGGUGGCUUGUUUUCAAUAGCUCUCACUCCGGUUUUGUUUCUACCAUUUCACUACAUUGAUUUAGAAGGCUCUGGGGCAGAAGACAAGGCAAAAGAGCAGUUUUUCCAGUUGACCCAGUCUGGCAAAAUCAGAAAAACAUAUGUUUGCCUUUGAGAGCAAAUUCCUCUAUGCUGGGACAGAGUUGGGUGAGGAGAGUAUUGUGAAGAUAAGCUUCUCAGAGUUUAAGAGCAGACAGAAUUGGUAGAAGUCCUAGGCUCAGGGGCUCGGGGUCACUGUAGUGACAAGAAGCAGAGCCCUCAAGUUGGAUGGUUAUGUGCAUUAUGUUAUAGGACCUGGGUUUGUCAUCCUUCUGGAGUUUCCUUUACAAGUCAGAGAACUGACCUGCCCCCUACCUCUUUAAAUAGUUGUAGGCCACUUUUCCUGUAACUUUGGAAGACAAAGGAGGAGGGGAAAUAGGUAUCACACCACACUGUGUCACCAGUGGUGUGGUCGCCUCAGGCAGGUAGGCAGGCCGGGAGGACCUGUCCAGUCCUCACAGAUCAAUGGUCUUGCCAGGUCUGGAUGCUGCCCCACUGGCCAGACUUCUCUUCAGCAGCAGAGCCAGCCUGGGGUUUGCACGUUGAACCUGAGCAAGCUUAACGGGACGAAGCUGAGGCUUUCUCCCCACUGUGACUGGAGUGCAUGUUUACACCAGCACUUUUUCUGCACAUGUGUCUUCAACGAGGCCGUUUUUUAUGUUGAGUAACAGAAGCCACCAAGCGGCUACUGCAUUACGCUCUCCCAGCAACUGGCCGCAGUCUCUUCUGUACUGUUUUCUAUACCAGACCUGCUUGCCACCACAGGGAGCUCUCCACCCCCGCACAAUGACAUUCCAACCAGCACCAGCCAGAAGUUACAGCCAACCUUGCUGAUUGUCACAAGCAGGACCUCGGGUCCAUCGGCAGUGUAUGUGAUAGUAAGCCAUUUCUGGGUCCAUUGGCACUGUUCGUGAUAGUAAGCCAUUUCCUGGGAAGAGGAAGAAAUUCCUCCCCGCAGAUCUGCUUGGGCCUAUGUAAAUGGCACUUCAAAGGAGUCCCAUGCACUUGGAGUCCACGAGCCAAUGGGCUACGCAAAGACGCUUAAACAUUUCAGGGCUUGUUUCUCUGUUCAUAUCCAAUUCUGGUGCUUAGGAACAGGGACCCAUGCUGAUGCCCAAGGGCAAAAAGCCCCACUUCCUUUAAGGAAGGGAGCAGGCCCAACCCUGAUGCCCAAUAAGGGGCAACCUAGGCUUUUUGUUUUUCUUGCUUUUAUUCCUUUUUGUUGUUGUUGUUGGCCUUGUGCUGGGUUUGUUUACAAAAGAUGUAUUUUGUUUAACCAAAUAUUAAAAAUGGAAAAUUCCAUACAUAAAUCUCCUUCCUUGUCUGCCUGAAUUACAUAUGUAAAGAAAAAAAAUAAUAAAUGUUAGUGUGAUGCUCUUUUAAAAAGAAUUCACUACCAUAAUAAGUCAUCUUUUAUAGGCUUAUUGAGCUUUAAUCAGACUUCACCUGAAAAAUUCAGAGACAAAAUAUUUUUCUUUAUUGUGCUUUAAGUGAAAGUUUACAGUACAAGUCAGUUUCUCAUACAAAAAUUUAUACACACAUUGUUAUGUGACCCUAGUUGCUCUC